GGACCUUUAACAAAGACUGCAGCAUCUCUGCAAACUUCACAGGACGCACCCUUCAUCCCGUGUCCCCAACAAUCUCCAGCGUUCACUGUCGGAAUAAAUUAAAUUCACCAACAAACACAAGACAGGACAGCCAAAUAAAUCUUCAAACUGCCAAAGUAUGAAGUUCCAAUGCGUUUCUCUUUUCAUCUGUGCUUUACUCGUUGGAGAGAGUUGUGGAUCGCAGAUGAAGUUGUCUCGUCUGGAUCGAUGGGUGAGAACUGGCGUUCAGUACCUGAAGCUCAAUCUGUGCCGGAGAGUCUCUUUACCGGAGAGCGAGUGCAAGAAGCUCUCUCACCUCCACCUGAGCGGAGUAGCGGUGUACGUCUCCGAAUCCCACUCGGCGGGGAAAGUGCUUGCGAUACUACCCGAUUCAUACUUCACAGGGACUGUUCCGUCAAAGUCUGCGGACUCGAGUGUGGAUGACGAGAGCAGGACGAAUGAAGAGUUGUACCCCGGAGCCAGUGCGCAUGACGCGGUGCUGGUUUUAGACCCCAGUCCCGGAGAGAGCUUCGGACACCCGGUGGUUCUGUUCUAUGUUAACUUCAACAUUACCAAGAAGAAGUGUGCUCAUAUGGAUGGUAUUUAUCUUGGGGAGGAGUGUUUGACCAUGGCGGUGAAAACGCGCUGUCAGAAUCAGCUGAAGCGCAGACGGAGUCGCAGUGACCGUAUGGUGAGCCGGGCGAGGGCCCGCAGGAGCACGACGGGGAGAAUCGGCCGCAUGGAGCACAGCAGUGGGCACUGCGAGAUUCACUUUCUUCCCCUAGUGGUGGGAGUGAGGGACAGCAACCGAACCCAACGCCUGCGCUGUGUAGAUCACCCAGACUUCGCCCGAUGCCCAGAGCCUUUGCCACAGAGCAGUCCCAACGUUCCCAUCUCCAGCUGCGAGCUCAAUAAAAACACCCGCCGGUGUCACCAGCAGCGGCUGGCCACGCACCUGUCCUGCCGCCUCUACCAGACCUGCGAUCACGCCGUCCUCUUGUCAGGUGGCUGGCAGGAGCAGAUAACAUACCAGCGGCAUGUGCAGAACCUACAGCUCUUCUACCAGAUGCUCAGGAACAACGGCUUCCAUAAGGACCACAUAAAGACAUUCUUUGCUGGGAGUGGACAGUUAGCAGCUAAAGAUGCAGACGGGAUGUACCCGGCCACAGAGAAAGAGGUGAUCAGGAAUCAUAUUUCGUAUAUCUGUAGAAAGCAGCACUGUGCAGAUACUCUGGUUCUGUACCUGAGCAGCCCCACACGUAACGACGGCACCAUGCUCCUCUGGGACCGCAAUAACAACGGCAUUGCGGAUCUGAAGGAGCGUUAUUCCGUAGGGGAACUGUUGUCGGACCUGGCGGGCUGCAGAGCCCGUCGAGUGCUGUUGUUCGUGGAGCAGAGCUACAGUGGAGUCCUCAGCAAGAGACUGAUGGGAUCUCUCAAACAUCUCAAUGUGGUGCUGCUCAACGGACUAUCUUGGGUGGACACUGCUGAGUUCUGGGCCUCUCUGCACCCAUCUCAGUGCCUCAUAGACCAACUCAAGAGUUCUGUGAUACCUCGACUGUUUGAUUCGGCUCAAGGCCUGCUGAAUGUGACUCUGGCCGGCGCUCCGUGUAACUCCACGCCCCCCCUCACAGAAGCCGAACUGAGGAAGGAAUACAUGGGCUGCCAGAAUUUACCCACAGCUCUGUGGUACCAAAAACGGCCCAAAUCCGAUAACAGCAGGAAUUGAGCGUAAACCUCCUCUGCCGCAAACAGAUGGACCACAGCCAACUCUCAUGUUUCUCACCUCAUUUUGACACAUCAACGCUCAGCUGGACAUCACAGGAGAACUUCCUCAAUAACAGAACGAGAACCUACGGAGUAAUAAACCAUGAAUUUGUACAAAACAACCACAACCGGCGCUUACCCUCACAUCUACCAGCGUGCGCACACUUAAUUCACCCGGUGACGCACAUAGACCCUGACAAGCUGUUGAGGAACAGACUACGUAAUGCGUGCUUGAAAGAUUGAAAGAAGUUCAAGUAAUGCAGGACGGACAGAAAGAGACCGUGUGUCUCUCGUGUCCUCGAGUUGAACCUCAGUUCCCCCGCUAGCCUCUCCGCAGCGGACGUCCCGCGGGGAGCGUCCCAUGCAAACUUCUCCUCUCUUUGCCUGCUAUGGGGGUUCAGCUUAGGGACAAGAGCGCUCCGUUACGAGUACUCUUCCGUGGAUCAACGCACAGGGCACGGCUGCAAGUGAACAAUGGUGACAACACCACUCCGAAACACACCUCACUCCGUCAGCUCAAUAAGAGACAGCGGUCCGGCAUGAUUUAGUCAUGAGAAACGCUCUUCGUGUAUGGAUUCUAGCAGAGACUGGACUGUAGAAGCAUGUAUUUGAGUAGGAACUCUGACUUCUUUAUUUCCACUCUAUACUUACCCAGCAAAACCAUUUAAACACCACGAACAGAUAAUGGUGAGAGUGUUGUGAAGAUAUACACCGCAGACCCUAUGGGAAAACGUUCACAUUCCUCAUAAAUUAUCAUCAGUAGGAGGAUGUGUUUCAACAGCGCAUCAGUUUGGUCUAAAUAUAGCCAGUGGUCCACAAUUCCCAACGUUUUUUGCUGUUCCCUUACUAUUGAUGUGGAUGGGCAUUGGUAAAACCUCAAUCAGUCCUUAACCUAAAAUCCAAAUCAUUCAAGAUAAAUACAUGGUUUUGUAUAGAUCAUCAGUGUUAUUCUGUAAAUAUCUGUCCUUUGUGUCGUUGUGAAUGAACUGUGAUGUCUUGAAUAGAGAUGCACAGGUACUACAUGUCUCCACAGACACUGAUUAUUCAGAGUGGUACCUGCCGAUACCGAUGAUGAAAUAUUUCGUAAAAAUGUUAUUAAAUAAUAUAAUGACAAACUGGUGAUGUUUCUUAACAUUUUCUGUAAGCAGAGCACAAAUUCAUGUAAUUUUUAGGCUACAUCACGAUAUAUCGGCCCUGAUCAUUGGCUGUUUUUAAACUAUAUAGCCGAGAAAUAUAUAGCGUGAAAAAU
This is a messenger RNA of Triplophysa dalaica, 3034 nucleotides long. RefSeq lists its product as uncharacterized. Bases 158 to 1747 code for a protein of 529 amino acids. NCBI's taxonomy places the organism in Eukaryota, Metazoa, Chordata, Actinopteri, Cypriniformes, Nemacheilidae. The transcript has 7 exons. The record is from RefSeq and is a predicted model, not a curated record.